This is a messenger RNA of Macrobrachium nipponense, 978 nucleotides long. RefSeq names its product basic proline-rich protein-like. The transcript has a single exon. The record is from RefSeq and is a predicted model, not a curated record. Bases 1 to 978 code for a protein of 325 amino acids. NCBI's taxonomy places the organism in Eukaryota, Metazoa, Arthropoda, Malacostraca, Decapoda, Palaemonidae.
AUGGCCAGCCUCCCCACCACCCGCCUGUCCCGAGACCCGUGGCCAGCCUCGCCCUGCCUCCUGGGACUCGUGGCCAACCCGUUCCGCCUGUCCCAGGACACAUGGCAGACCUCGCCCACCCGUCCCGGGACUUGUGACCAGCCCCACCCACCCGUCACGGGACACAUGGUGGACCUUGCCCUUCUGUCCCAAGAUCUGUCGCCAGUUCGGCCUGCCCAUCCAGGGACAGGUAACAGACCUUGCCCGCCAUCCCAGGACCCGUGGCUUGCGCCGCCCGCCCAUCCCGGGACACAUGAUGGACCUCGUCUGCCUGUCCCGGGAACUGUUGCCAGCCCCACCUGCCCGUCUUGGGAGAUGUGGCGGACCUCACCCACCUAUCCCAGGACCUGUGGCCGGCCCUCGACUGCCCAUCCCAGGACCCGUGACGGACCUCACCCGCCUGUCCCAGGACCCGUGGCCAGCCUGCCUGCCUGUCCCGGGACACGUAGCAGACCUCGCCCGCCCAUUCCCAGGACACUUGGUGGACCUUACCCUUCCCCUUACUCUCCCAUCCUGGGACCUGUGGUGGCCCUGCUCACCUGUCACAGGACAAGGCGUGGACCUCGCCCGCCCAUCCCAGGAUACGGCAGACCUCGCCCACCGGUCCUGGUACCCAUGGCCGGCCCCGCUAGCCCAUUCCAGGACACAUGGCAGACCUCGCCCGCCCAUGCCGGGACCCGUGGCCGGCCCCGCCUGCCUGUCCCGGGACACAUGGCGGACCUCAUCCGCCCAUCCCAGAACCUGUGGCCAGCCCCACCUGCCCGUCAAGGGACACGUAGUGGACCUCGUCCACCCAUCCCAAGACCCGUGACCGGCCCUGUCCGCCCAUCCCAGGACCUGUGGCCAUCCCCAGCCAUCCGUCCCAGGACACAUGGCGUACCUCGCCCACCGGUCCCAGGACCCUUGGCUGGCCCCGCCCGUCCGUCCUGGGACAUGUGA